UGCAGGCCUUCUUUUUGGAAGCAAAAGAAUGUUCUUGUAUCAUUCAGAAUCAGCAUUACACUCAAGCAAUGUGAAUACAUUCAAGAUAACAUCAGGACAUAUUCCUCAACCCAGAAAGUAUCAUAAAUCAUAAUCACAAAUAUAAGCUUUGCUUUGCUAAUGAAUGAGCAUCUCCUUGUACUACAUUCCCUGCUUCCCCUUUUGUGGGUUUUUACAGUCCAUCAAAGUUUAUUGUAUGCUUCAAUGGUGGAAGAGGCUGCCAUCACUCAUUUACCGGGGAAGAUUGUGUACAUUGUCACUACCCAUUUCGAUUAACAACUCAUGAUUGAAUUUGCCCUUGUUUAGGAUAAGAUUAGGGACCCAAGUUCAAAUCUUUGCUCAUUCGUCUGAAAAUGGUACGUUUAGACGGCUCAGUCUGGUGAUAUGGGGAUUGCACAUAAGUUGUUUGAUGAGAUGGCCGAGAGAAAUGUAGCAGUAGGUGUUUGAGGCUCGAUGAUUUCGGGGUUUUUGUAUGUGUUUUUUGUUUUAAUAUAAUUCUACCCGAACCGUUAACUCCCAAGCUACAGUCAUCCAAUUACAAAGGUCAUGGUUUUGAGGGCCUUAACUUAAUCAGUAGAUGAACUUCAAUGGCUGACCAGAACUGCAAUCCGACCAUUCCUUUCGACCGCAUAAAGCUCAACGUUGGCGGCAAGCUUUUCGAAACCACCGUCUCCACCCUCCAAUCCGGCGGUCCUGAUUCCCUCUUGGCCGCCCUCUCCAACCGUCCUUUGCAUCAUGAUUCUAACCCCAUCUUCAUCGACCGUGAUCCUGAAAUCUUCUCUGUUCUUCUUUCGCUCCUGCGCUCUAACCGCCUCCCUUCCGCCGCUCUCCGUCGCUUCUCUCUCCAGGAACUAACUGACGAGGCUCUUUAUUACGGCGUCGAGUCCCGCCUCCGCUCUGCCUCUUCGCCCUCACCACUCCGUGGCAUAGACGCCGCUUUAGUCGAUACCAUCCGCCCUGCCGUUGACGCUGUUCCUUCCACUUUCUCCGCCGCCGAAGACGGGUCUCUUUGGAUCGCUCACGGUGGUCAAAUUUCACUCUAUGAUUCCUACUUGUCAUACUCCGCCGCUGUGCGUACACUCGAUGACAUCACCUUGAUUUGCCGGGUCUGGCCGGAUAUAGCCGCUGUCGGAUCAGAAUCCUCCUCGGGCCUCCACUUCUACGACCUCUCGAGCGGGCGCUAUGCCGGUUCAGUUCAUUGGACUGACCAAACAGACCCGCGGAUAUACAAGGCUCGGGUCAGCUCCAUCGCUAAAUCACGGGACUCGCUCUUCGCGUCGUUCGAAUGUCCUCAUAGGGAGAACGGCGUCCUCGUGAUUGACAAAUCAACGCUCCAGGUUUCAUCGGAGCUGGCUCGCCAAUCAGGAACCGCAGCGAAGAACACAGUAGCUGGAAAGCUGACGUGGCUGCCAGCAACUGGUUUGGUUAUAGGCAGUGCUGUCACGUCCGGGGCGUUUGGUUACUCCGGUUAUAUCAGGAUGUGGGACCCGAGAAGUAGGGAGGUGGUUUGGGAGACGAGCGAGCCAGGUUCAGGCCGCAGUAGCAGGUUCGGAGAUUCAUUUGCUGACGUUGACGUCGACGCUGAGGACUUGACUCUCUUCAAGAUAUGCUCAAAAUCGGGGGACUUGGCAAUGGCAGACAUUCGUAGCUUAGGGAAGACCCUUGGUAUAUAGAAAGACACAAAUCCUAGCAUGAGAGACACCAGCUCUGGCGGAAACAAUGUCAUCUUGCAUUGCUACAGAGGACAGGUUUUCGUGGGGAAGGACGGAGGACUUGAGGUUUGGUCGCGGGAGAAACCAUGUCAGCAAGUAUGUGAAAGUCAAACUCAAAGUUUGAGGAGGAAUUACGUGGAUAAAGUGGAGGAUGCGAGAGGAGGGAUGAUAAGAAUUGAAGGAGGCGGGCAGAGAUUGUUUGUAAGCAGAGAAGAUGUGGAGGGGAUUGAGGUUUGGGAGAGUUCCAACUAUUCUGGAGUUUCCUCCUACCACAGAACAAAAGGCAUUGAAUGAGUAGAUUCUAUUUGGCAAUGGUCUCAGCUGUGCUAUUUCCUCCAAGGCACAGUGAUGGGUUAGUAGUGAACUACUGGAACUAAACACAGCAAUGAGAUGUUCUUGCUGCUUAUUCUGUGUCGAAGAUGAUGGUACACUUAACAAAUGUGUGGAAGCUUAAUCUCACACAUGCCAAUGCCAUUGUCAAUCUUUGGUGGGGUGUAACAGCCAUGCUACCACCAGGAAUGUUGUUCAUCAUAGAAACUCUUACAGGGGUUGGGGAAGUAGUCAGCAUCAUCACCACCAGUUGCUGCUAAGUUACUGGACCUGCACUUCAUUUAAUCCCAAAUGCAUCUAAAAAGGACAGAAAUUCUUGUUUUGGCAGCAUUAGUCUUAACAGCUUUUGGAAUGUCAAGGUGCCAAACACUAGCAUCCUUCAAUGUUGAACAAAGGAAACAGAAGAACAGAUGAGUAAAGGAAAGACUGUAGGCAUAAAUUUGUGGUCCAUUGCUUGCUAUGAUCAUCAUUCCUAUAGCUGCAGAUAUAGGAAUGUGAAUGUCCAUAGUAAAGCCAUGAUCAAUAGGGUCUGGGAUUCCAGCAAUAGGCAUAAUGACAGCAACUCUAGUGUUUUUAAGUGGUUCAUGUUGGUACACCAUUGAUCUGCUACUUGGAGAUUUCCAAAUUCCAUGUUAAUCAGUGUUAUUUCCUAAUUCUUCCUAAAAUAGCAUUUUUUUUUUUUUCCUUUGUGGUCUCCAUUACAAGGUGGACCUUAGUGUCAUUGGGUAUCAGAUCCUGUUUCUUAGUUGUGGCAAAGCAAAAAUAUGAUUAAUUACAAGUACUUUUAGACUCUGAGCCUUGCAAAAUAUGAAGUAUAGGGAGCUAUGAAUGACAUGAUUCAGUUUGGAUUUUUAGUUGUCAAUUAAAAGAUGCAUAAUUGUGCCUUUGGUGUUCACUAUCUUUGGCUGCUGGAAACUGAGGGGUGUAAGAAAAUAAGUUUGAACAGAUGGGGCAUUUUAUUGGUACCUCUAUACCACCAGGGGCCUGGGCUGGGGGCUAGACAAUGGAUUUACUGAUGAAACAGAUUGUCAUGUAAUUGCAGUGGCCCUUUUAUUGGCUCUUUUUCCUUUUGUGGCAUUUUAUUGCAA
Messenger RNA from Theobroma umbraticum, 3169 nucleotides. NCBI's taxonomy places the organism in Eukaryota, Viridiplantae, Streptophyta, Magnoliopsida, Malvales, Malvaceae. The record is from RefSeq and is a predicted model, not a curated record.